This is a messenger RNA of Sipha flava (yellow sugarcane aphid), 1908 nucleotides long. RefSeq names its product tectonic-3-like. The record is from RefSeq and is a predicted model, not a curated record. The coding region runs from base 10 to 1908 and encodes 632 amino acids. Gene Ontology annotation, cellular component: ciliary transition zone. Lineage: Eukaryota; Metazoa; Arthropoda; Insecta; Hemiptera; Aphididae. The transcript has 6 exons. Gene Ontology annotation, biological process: cilium assembly.
CGAACCGCGAUGAUGGUCGGGCGUCGUCGUCACGUGGUCACGGUUUUCACUGUGGCGCUUGUCGUCGUGGUGUUUUUCGGCGUAAGUGCUUCGAGCCAAAACGCCAAGGACUGCGCGGCCGAUAAAACUUGCACGGAAGAUCCGAAAAGAACGAUGACGACGACGAUAGAGCCGAAAAAGGCUUCGACGACAACGACGACUACGAUGGAUCCGAAAAAGUCUUCGACGACGACGUCUACGAUGGAUCCAAAAAAGGCUACGACGACGAUUACGAUAGAACCGAAAAAGGUUACGACGACGGCGAAUCCGAAAAAGGCCGGUACAACUAUAACGGCCAAAAGUACGUUAAAAACGCCUGCAGCCGUCUUCUCGACUGGUAGCGACGGUGAUGGGGUCCUCCACCAUUACAACACAUCCGGAAGAGAUUCCGAUUACAAGUCUGCAGAUCUAAAGGAAAUAGUCGUGUUAGACGUUCCCGCGACGGCCGAUGCCGAUAAAACAGUCGACGGUUUGGGAAACGCGACCGUUUCCGCACCCGGUGCAGUCGGUGUCAAACCCGACGUGAACACGUCUACGGAAAUGACUUCGUCGACCACCGUCACUAGUGCCUCCAAGACCACGGUCGCCACUCUCACUAACAACAGCAUCGCCGCUAACAGCACAACCACGGAAUCGACUACAGUCUCACAGCUGAACAUUGGUGUCGUACGUUUCGUCGAUCACGUUUAUUGCGCCUGCGAUUUAAUCUACUACAGCUGUGACAUCAAUUGUUGUUGCGACGCUGAUUGCACGAAUCACGAUUUGAAGACGUUCACCAUGUGCUCCGAUCAAGUCAAGUCUGACGCGAUAAAACACGAAUCGAUUCUAUUCGAUUCCUCGUUGUUUUACGUGGUGAUCGACAACGUGCCGUCGGAUUAUUUUUAUCCCGAAAGAGACGCAAUUCAAUCGGAAUCGCGAAUCGGAGCAUCGCUGCGUGAUCGAGACGUGUUCACUUGGUACGACGAAAACAGCGGUAGAUCCAUCGCGCUUUCCUCUCGAAUGGAUUCCGUAUACAACAGCUAUGACCUUACGUACAAGUCUUUGCGCUGGAUGUAUACCGUCGUAUCUGGAAUCAACUCUUCGGAAACCAAAACGUUCAGCUUAAAGAACAGUGCGUUAAAUUCACUUUGCUCCGUCGAACAACCGGUUGAGUAUUUAGUGACAACAAACACCAGUUGUCAACUGUUUGUUCCGAUUUUGAAAGAUGUUUGCAACAAUCGUUCAUGGUUGAGUUACGAACGUCAUUUUAGUGAAAAAGGGCUUUUCAAGGCGGUGCAGCCGAUCUAUAGCGGCGAUAAAAAAACCGAGAGAUUUGGGUUGGUGGCCAUCCGAGCCACGGCGCACCACCAUUGUGCCUCGGCUACCGGAUCGCCAUACGACUGCCACGUUCAUAAAGCCGAAGGCGACGGCGACGACAACUUUCGACCGCGUCACCAUCCCGUGUACGUGGACGGGGUGUGUCACCGGGCCGUGGACGCGAUCGAAUACCGGGUCACGCACAACGGGACGGGUGGCGUGCGCAAACUGGACGUGUACUUCUAUCACCGGGACGUGACGGACUCCGGGCGACCCAUGCAUCUCGGCCAGACGUUCCACGUACGUUUCAGCUGGGCCACGGCUGGGGCGCGGGAACCGUACGCGCGUAGCGGCAAACCCGGUUACGCGACCGGAAGUCCGGUGCUGGUGACCGAGGGGUUGACCAGCCCACGCCCCAGGCCCAUGGACCUGCCCGAGCCGGACGCGUACGGUGCGUGCGAUCGCGCGGACUUCGCGCCCGGACGACACCGGCCGCGGUUGUCAUCUGUUAGGUUUGAGCUUGAUUUAUUUUUGGCGAAUUUCAUUUUCGAAAAAAACGAUUCACGUGUGUAA